AUGGUGAGAGAUCAGAAGGCCAUGGCGUCGCCGCCGGCCGCGCUCCCGGAGGACGUCGCGCUGGAGAUCCUCGCGCGUGUGCCGGACGCCGCGGGCCUCUUCCGCUGCGCCGCGGCGUGCAGGCGCUGGAGGACGCUGGUGGCCGACCCGUCCUUCCUCCGCCGCCGCUGGCCGGACGGCACGCGCCACCCCUCCUCGCUCCUCGGCUUCUUCGGCCAGGAGUGGUGCCGCCGCCCCGGCGGAGAGGGUCACGGGGACGUCCCUGAUUCGCCGGGCUUCGUCCGCGCGCCGGGGUCGGUCCUCGGGUCCGAACGCCCCUUCCUGGGCUCCUUCGUGCCCGGCGCCGCCGGCAUCUUCGACCGCGCGGUGCCGCUCGCCUCGCACCGCGGCCUCCUCCUCGUGCGCUUCGUCCCAGCCGGCGGCGCGGGCGCGGGCGCGGAGCCGGGCGUCGACGUGGACCACCUGGCCGUGUGCAACCUGCACUCCGGCGCGUGCGACGUGCUCCCGCCGCUCGAGCGCGGCUGGUUCUUCGACUACGCCGACGCGAGCGCGUACGCCGUCGUGAACCAGGGGCCCACGUCCUUCAAGGUGCUGAUCGUCGGCUACAACAACGAGGGCAGCCACCAGUACGACCUCCGGACGUUCUCGUCCGGCGGCGAGCCGAGCUGGAGCGCGCCCAGCAAGCUCUUCAGCCCGAUGGAGCACGGCAUCUUCGGGCCGUUGAAGCAGCGCGGCGCCGUGGUGCGCCACGGGACGGUGCACUGGCUCAUCUGGGACCUGGUGGACUUCCAUGCCAUCGACGUGGACGCCGUGACCGGCCGCGUGUCCCUGCAGAAGCUCCCGGCCCCGAGGCCGCGCGACAUGGAAUACCACCUCUACGACACGCCACGGAUAAGCGUCGCGGCCGACGAGACGGCGCUAUCGUCGCUCUGCCUUUUCAGGGAGCCCCUCCGAGUAGAGACCUGGACGAGGGGGGACGGCGGCGAGGAGUGUGGCCGAGACUGGUGCCGAGCUGGGGUGGUGGAGCUGCGACCACCCGGGCAGAAGCAAAUCGACAUGCCGGUGUGCAUGUGCUUGGGGGAGAGGAGCGGCACGUUGCUGAUCAAGGACCUUCACCGCUGCAUGUACAUCGCCGAUCUGGAAAGCGGCGCAAUGGAGGAGACGACCGACAAGCAGUUUUGCCGUGGUCUCGACGGCUGCAAGACGGCGUUCCCAGUGGAGAUCGAUUGGCCCGCCUUCUUCACGUGUCGCCUUGGUGGAAAGUCAGAUGUUUAA
This is a messenger RNA of Triticum turgidum subsp. durum (durum wheat), 1275 nucleotides long. NCBI's taxonomy places the organism in Eukaryota, Viridiplantae, Streptophyta, Magnoliopsida, Poales, Poaceae. The record is from the annotation of a GenBank genome assembly.